Penicillium daleae is the source of this 1737-nucleotide messenger RNA. Its product is annotated as Zn(II)2Cys6 transcription factor domain-containing protein. NCBI's taxonomy places the organism in Eukaryota, Fungi, Ascomycota, Eurotiomycetes, Eurotiales, Aspergillaceae. The transcript has 5 exons. Gene Ontology annotation, biological process: positive regulation of transcription by RNA polymerase II. Gene Ontology annotation, molecular function: zinc ion binding; transcription cis-regulatory region binding; DNA-binding transcription factor activity, RNA polymerase II-specific. The record is from RefSeq and is a predicted model, not a curated record. Bases 1 to 1737 code for a protein of 578 amino acids. Gene Ontology annotation, cellular component: nucleus.
AUGACGGACGCAGGCAAACAGAGCGCCCGAAGGCUCACCCGAUGCCGAACAGGGUGCGAUGAGGGCAAACCGCGGUGUCGCAAUUGUAUCGAUCGGAACUUUGAGUGCCAGUAUGGCUCGCAGUUGACCUUUCUGACGAAGAAUGCACAGACUGUGCAGCCGUCGGAAGUGGGCAGUCUACCGGCCAGCUAUGAAGUUAUUCGAUUUGUCAAUGAGGAUCCUGAGAAUGCUAAGGAUGAGAUUGAAGAAGGAGAGGAUGAAAUAUCACCGCCGCCCGAAGAACCUCAGCGGCCACGCCAGGACCCUACCGGUUCUGAUGUGGGUAGACAGACAGAAUCGGAAUCUCUCUCAGAGCUACCAAUCUGGUCGGCCGAUGAGCCCUCAACUGAGCCACCAUCCCAACCCGCAAUGGCGUUGUUCAGUGAUAAGGAUGAGUCUGCGGUCGCAGGGCUAUUGGCACUGGGAACAAGCACAACCGAGCCAAUCGGGCCUCCUCUGAGUCUAUCGGAGUUUACGAUCUCCCCUCCAACAAGGGAACGGUCGCUGGCCCAAGUUAUGACGCCGGUCAACUUCCCCGAUUACUCGGUGACUUUCUCCCCAGGUCCACUUACACAGCCUGUGGCUGUCAGUUCUGAAUUGUCACCCACGGAGACGCUCGAAUUGUUUCGCCAUUAUCGCUACGAGGUAGCCCCAUGGCUCGAUAUGUGUGACCUGGGGCAAAUAUUCGGAAUCCAAGGCUUGCAGUUGGCAAUGGUCUCACCUCCGGUCCGAGAUCACGUUCUGGCGCUCUCUCAGGCAUCUAAAGAUCUAUUACGUCCAUUCUCUUCACACUCGCGAAUAAACAAGAGUAUCGUCGGUAAUUUCCCUCCAGACGGGCAAUUGGACAUCACAACGAUCGCAUUUCUGCACGUCUUGAACAAGGCCAAACACUGUAUUACGGAUAUGCCCUCGGCAUGGUCUUUGCAAAGGGAGAGCCACAAGGACUUUCUCGAGCCAAUCAGUGCCAAUACAGUUGGCAGAGAUCUCAACUCAGCGAUAUACUGGCUGUACUUGAGACUCGAUCUCGGAGCAGCUCUGGCCGCAGAUACUAGUCUCCAAGCUCCAAUCCCUCCAUCGCCACCUUACUUUGCAGACGGAGAUAUUGAACCCGAUCCCUUUGGGCUGGUCUUUUCAUAUGCCCAUCGGCCUCUCUGGCUUUGUGCGCGCGCUAUAGAAUUCAUGCAUAACGAAGAUCCCUCUCCACACCUGCCCCCGCUUCACGCGUGGAUGCAAAUAAUCGAAGAGCUAGAGCAGUGGUACCGGGAACGACCCCAGGGGUUCCAGCCAAUGCUAGAGAUUGAGACGGACGACCAGGCUGCUGACCCGAGUCAGAGCUUUCCAGUUGUCCUUUUUGCCAACGGGGCUGGUGUCUUUUCCAACCAAUUGUAUCACACGGCCAUGUUGCUCUUGCUACAUAGCCGUCCACGAACAGUACACAUUGCAGACAUUCGGUCUGCGACGAUGUCUCCGCUCUGGCAUGCCCAGAGGAUCUGCAGCAUCGCUCUAAAUAAUGAGCGACGCGAGUGUUGGGAUCCGUGUCUGCUGGCGUCGUUCCUGACAGCCGCACGUCGCAUGACCCAUGAGUCGCAGCAGCAGGAGAUCUUACGAGGCUUUGAGCACAUCCGAAAGAUCACUGGAUGGAACGCUGGAGAACUUCUCAGGGAUCUCCAAGUGGAAUGGGGAUGGCCGGAGGCAUAG